AUGGUUGCUAAUGAGCAAGCCUUUAUGACCGCGAGCACCGGGAAAAGCUCGCUGGCGGCAGAUCCAGACGAGAACCCUAAACCUCCACCGGCGAAGCUGGUGACGGUGGGAGAGAAGUGGGCCCACACCAUCCACGAGCCGGAAAAGGGAUGCCUACUCAUCGCAACAGAGAAGAUGGACGAGAUCCACAGCUUCGAAAGGACGGUGGUCCUUCUCCUGUCAACGGGCCCAGCCGGCCCAUUGGGGAUCAUCCUCAAUCGCCCGUCCCUAAUGUCCAUCAAGGAGAUGCGGGGCGAGGCUACGACGUCGGCGACGCCUCCCGAAGUGUUUUCGGGCCGGCCGUUGUUCUUUGGGGGCCCAUUGGAGGAUGGCCUGUUCUUGGUGAAGCCCAGAGGAGGGUACGACAAGGAUAGGCUGGCGAGGAGCGGGGUUUUCGAGGAGGUGAUGAAAGGGUUGUACUACGGGACAAAGGAGACGGCGGGCUGCGCGGCGGAGAUGGUGAAGAGGAAUAUGGUCGGCGUCGGGAAUUUCAGAUUCUUCGAUGGGUAUUGCUGUUGGGAGGCGGAGCAGUUGAAGGAGGAGAUUAAUGCUGGGUAUUGGACUUUGGCUGCUAGUAGCUCGAGUGUCAUUGGGCUGGAUAAGGAAGCCAGUUUUGGGCUUUGGGAAGAUGUCUCCUGGCUUCUCGGCCCAAAAACUGUUUCCUGA
Linum trigynum is the source of this 705-nucleotide messenger RNA. NCBI's taxonomy places the organism in Eukaryota, Viridiplantae, Streptophyta, Magnoliopsida, Malpighiales, Linaceae. The record is from the annotation of a GenBank genome assembly.